Paralichthys olivaceus (Japanese flounder) is the source of this 7013-nucleotide messenger RNA. Its product is annotated as nuclear factor 1 B-type. NCBI's taxonomy places the organism in Eukaryota, Metazoa, Chordata, Actinopteri, Pleuronectiformes, Paralichthyidae. Gene Ontology annotation, biological process: regulation of transcription by RNA polymerase II. Gene Ontology annotation, molecular function: RNA polymerase II cis-regulatory region sequence-specific DNA binding; DNA-binding transcription factor activity, RNA polymerase II-specific. Gene Ontology annotation, cellular component: nucleus. The record is from RefSeq and is a predicted model, not a curated record.
GAGAGAGAAAAAAAAGUUGGGUCUGAUUUGCUGGAAUCGCGCAGGAGCCGAACCGGACGGUUUCAUAUCAAGUUUUGGUGAAGACAGGGGUGAACAUCGCACACUCUUCUCCUCCUGCGCCCCCUCUGCUGAAGUGAUGCUUUUAUAAGAACGAGGCACCGCUGCGCCGUUAAGACGAGCCGCGCGUACCGGAGCGAGGAGUGCGCACGGCCGCAGCAGCAGCUCCGCUUGCACCGGCUCCACUGCCAGAGAGCUCCCCGUGCAUGUCAAAAAAUAUAUAACAAUCUCCUGCUUUUUUUCUCAGCGGAGACGACAAUCUUUGGAUCGCAAAAAACAUUUCAUGGAUGUCAGUGGAUAAUCUUUUUGGUUUCACGCGGAUAGCUGCUGCUCCUCCACAGUCUCGCACGGUGCACGUCGGUCCAGGAAUGGCGCGAUAAAGUGAUCGGAGGAAUCAGUCGUAGUACAUUCACUUUGUGUGUAACCGUCUCGUCAUGUACUCUCCAAUUUGUCUCACUCAGGAUGAAUUUCAUCCCUUCAUCGAGGCACUUCUCCCUCACGUCCGUGCCAUCGCCUACACGUGGUUCAACCUCCAGGCCAGAAAGCGCAAGUACUUCAAGAAGCACGAGAAGCGGAUGUCCAAGGACGAGGAGCGUGCGGUGAAGGACGAGCUCCUGAGCGAGAAGGCCGAGGUGAAGCAGAAGUGGGCGUCCAGGCUGCUGGCCAAGCUGCGUAAGGACAUUCGGCAGGAGUACCGGGAGGACUUUGUCCUCAGUGUGACGGGCAAGAAGCACCCGUGCUGCGUGCUGUCCAACCCGGACCAGAAGGGCAAGAUCCGCCGGAUUGACUGUUUGCGGCAGGCCGACAAAGUUUGGCGUCUGGACCUGGUGAUGGUCAUCCUCUUCAAAGGCAUCCCUCUGGAAAGUACAGACGGCGAGCGCCUAGUCAAGUCUCUACAUUGCACCAACCCAGCACUUUGUGUCCAGCCACACCACAUAACAGUAUCGGUCAAGGAGCUGGACUUGUUUCUAGCAUACUAUGUCCAGGACCAAGACUCACAGCAGUCAGGAAGUCCCAGUAACAAUGAGCCAGGCAAGAACCCUCUUCCAGUCUACUUGGAAGACAGCUUCAUCAAAUCAGGAGUCUUCAGUGUUUCAGAACUGGUGCGAGUGUCCAGAAUGCCCAUCACCCACGGCGCGGCGGUAAACUUCUCUAUGGCCGACAUGCCCAGCCAACCCUACUACCACGACCUGAACUCCAGCGUGGGGCUGCACCGCUCGCUGUCCUCCCCUCCCGGCAGCAAAAGGCCCAAAACCGUCAACAUGGAGGAGAACAUGGACACGAGCCCGACAGGACCUGACUUCUACUCGUCACCCAGCUCGCCGGCCAGCAGUCGGGCAAACUGGCACGACAGAGACGGAGCAGACAUGUCCUCUCCCACCAUGAAGAAGCCGGAGAAGACGCUGUUCAGUCCAACCUCUCCGCAGGACUCCUCACCACGACUCAGCACUUUCCCUCAGCCUCAUCACCCAGGCCUAACAGGUGUAGGACACAGUGUUAUAUCGACGAGGAGCCCCCCUCCACACUCGCCCCUGCAGUUCCCGGCCUCGGCUAUCUUGCCCCCGGCACCUUCACCCUACUUCUCGCACACCACCAUCCGCUACCCGCCCCACCUCAACCCUGCCGAUCCCCUCAAGAGCUACGUGCCGUCAUACGACCCGUCCAGCCCACAGAGCAGCCAGCCUAACAGCAGUGGUCAGGUGGUAGGAAAGGUCCCAGGCCACUUCACCCCGGUCCUGGCUCCCUCCCCACAUCACAGUGCCGUGCGACCUGUCUCGCUCUCCAUGCCGGACACCAAGCCCAUCACCACAUCCACAGAAGGCUACUCAGCCCCUGGCACCCCGACGGCUAAUCGUUUUGUAGGCCUGAGCCCCAGAGAUCCCACCUUUCUCCACCAGCAACAGCUGAGGAAGUGUGACUGGAGCGUGACUCAAAACGGCAGGCAUUAUGGCCCCAGUGCCACUGACGACACUUUGGGGAUUGCUUGGCAAAGUCCUGGUACCUGGGCGAGCUUAGUUCCAUUCCAAGUGUCGAACGGGACUCCGAUUCUGCCAACAAAUGUCCACCAGAACUACAGCAUAAACAUCAUUGGUGAGCCCCUGGUCCCCGCUGAGACAGGGAACUGAAACACACACAAACACACACAUACACGAGAGGCCGGAUGACACCCCCGUGGGCGAAAGGUCGGGUUGGGGGGUGUCGGUGGUGCAGAGCUCACACUACAGGUGUCUGCAGCCCAUGGAUGAAACCAGCAAAGCAGCACGAGCUGCACAACCCCGAUCUCACCCCUUCUGUGCCCCCACAUCCCCCUCGACUCCCGUCCCUCCCCCCCGUGAUGGACCCUGUCCGUGAAGUGAAGACGAGGGUUGGUUCAGAGGAAAAAGGAAGAAAAAAAAAAAGAGAAAGACCCGGCCCAGCCCAUCCCACACCCAGCACCCACCAGUCAGUUGUUGUGUUUGCAGAACUUUUCAGUUCAUUCAAAUACUGUGAUGUAUAGAUGCCUUAAUGUUUCAUUGCAUGACACUCUAGUCUCUUAGCGGCAAUUCCCACUAUUUUUUCAUGUCGGGGAAAGGAUGUAAAAUCUUGAUAGACACACACACACACAAACACACACACACACGAGUGAAGAGGUCUGCGUAAAAACAACCUCUGCCUGGUGGAUGGCUCCGAGACUCUAAGCUCUCUUAACUCCGACCUCUUGAAAAGAGGCGUUCCCAUGUCAAACGAUUCACUGUGUACACCAUAGGAACAAAAAAAAUUGUGAAUUCAGAGUGUUUUUCUUCUUCCGUUUUGAGUUCAGUUUACUGUGAUAUGACUCUUUGUUCAGAAAAUGUGUUGACUUUGUUUAUUCUGUUAUUGCUACUUACUCCAAGAAUUAAUGUAAAAGAAAAAAAACACUUACAGUAAGAGUUGAGAACUCUUCAUGCGGUUUUCAAAAAACACUAAAUGUUCAGCUUGAGAUUGGACCCCCUAAAGAAUUUGCAACUCCUUUACAAAAGGACUUAAAAGAAAAGACGGAGAGUUAAGAAAAUCUCGAAUAGAGGCAAGUGCAAUUUAAUUUUUGAAGGGAAGCUAUCAGUCUGUCAGCCCUAAGACUCUAAAGGAAGGGGGAUACAUAUUAAAUGGUUUUAUGGGAAAAAAAAAAUGUUUUAGAAAACAUUGGAAUUUGAUUUCAGUCACGUAACCGUCUCCUCACGUGAGAAAAACAUCGAGCAUGAAAGACAUGUGAAGGCAAGCACUAAGCUACCUGUGCAGCGCUGAUGAGCAAAACCAGCACUUCUUCCUCUUGAGCCCCUCCCGUCAUUAUGGGGAGUUGUUUUUUUUUCUAAUUUUAAUUUAUUUUUAGAGGGAAAAAAAUGAACAUAAAUAAUGAGACACACAUAGUGUGUAAAAAUGGCAUUUCUUUUUUUUUUUAAAUGUUCAUGAUAAGAUCAAGAGCAUAUGCAUUUGGCCAUCAGCUUCUAAAGCUUAUGUUUACAGAAUAUAUAGGAAAUAUGGAAUGCAAAGUUUGAAUCAAUGGAGAUACACGAGGCUUAUGUGUAAAGCUACAGUUUGUACAAGGUUAACUCUGCAAGUGGAAGAAGUUUGAAACUGAAAUUAUUGACUCCAGGUGGUGGCAGAUCCCUGAAAUCUAGAAUUGUGCACGGCAUGUUCGCGCGGCCAUUGCCUCUCCAAGUCCAGACGUAUUUAUACCAGGAAAAAAGAAAUUCUCAAAUACUCUUAAUUUGCACGAUGACAUAUAGUCCACAUUACGUGCCUUGCCUUUGAAUAUAGAGACAUCACUACACUUGUUUUUGCUGCAUUUAUCAUUAUAGGAAAAAAAAUUAACAUUUUUAUGAUAAGAAUUGUUUUGUACUCUGAAUGAAAUCGUUGAUUUUUAACUUCAUGUACUACUCUAUCUCACAGUUACAUUGCAUAUCAAGGCUGUGUAUAGUUGCCGUUUUAAAGUUUGUAAUCAACCAGCGGUUUUUGUUUUUUCCUCAGUAUUUUGGUGGUUUUUCAAAUAACCUGUCAUCUUUUUUUUUUUGUUUUCUUUUUCUUUCUAAAUUCUCAUUUUUGUUCAUCUUCCAGUUACUAUUGUGGAGGGUGGAUGUCAGAAUUAUGAAAAUUAUGCAAUACCAAGUUUUGCCUAUGUAGGUAUAGUGCUUAUAGAUGCGUCAAUUAUUAGAGGCUAGUUUGGAGAUAGACAAUAUUGUAAUGCAUUUAUUUUGUUGAUAUCGUUGUUUGUCGUUGUUAUUGUUGAUGAUGUUGUUGUUGUUGUGGGUGUUUUCCUUUUUUAUUGACCAAAGUGGGGACUGCUUUCUAUGCAGUGUAUGACAAGGUCUUUUGUUAAUUUUUAAAUCUCCUUUCUUAAGCUUACAGGCCUACCGAGUGACAGUAAGACAUGUUCCAGUGUAUUUUGAAUUUGGAAGUUUUAGAGGGAGGGGCGGUAUUUUUCUAGAAGUACUUAUAAAAAAAAAUGCACCCUUGGUCUUUCUACGGCUGCAAAGUCACUGAUUGGUCUACUGUGACUCUUACUUUCAACUUUCCACUUGGGGUGCUAGCGCGUGACCUUGAAGGAACUUAAUUUUUUCCCACAGGAGAGACGGCUUGACUUGAGUAUGACAAUCAUUUUUAAAAAGAAAUCCUUUCGCCUAGAAUCCCGACCCCUCCAAACCCCUCAUGUAGAUCCCCCUGGAGCUGCAGCCGAGGAUGCAUCGCCGCUGCGCGCUCUCAUCGAAACGCUACUAUUCUAUAGACGUCACCGAAUGCAAUUCCCAAGUAGAUGCCUUAAACACAUCAGUGAAGUGGCCUGUAACCUGCGCAACAAUCACACACCGACUAAUGCUCUCGAGACCUGUCCAAAUCAGCUCCAGACAGGCUCAAGCAAGCCUUUAGAAAGUAUUUUAUAACUAGUAGAUUUGUAUAAAUGUAUAUAUGAUAUGCACAUAUGUCAAUUCCUGAGAUACUUCCCCCAUAGAGAAUGCUAAAGUCAAUAUUAGAAGCGUGGUGUUUUCCUACUUCAUGUCCAGUGGUCCAGCAGAGGCUUAAAUAGAAUCCACUAGAGAAAAAAAUAGCACUUAAAUAGCACAUAGGCAAUCGUCUUCUUCCCCCGUAUGAUGUUUUGACCCUAUAGUCUCAAACGAAAUCUCUCAGGCGUAUAACAGGGCAUUAUUUAUAUCAAUCAUAAUCGAACAUCAGCGCCUCCGAUGCUGCUACGACACCUUUUGCACUCUUUCCCCCACAAUCGUGAAAGACGUGUUUCCCUCGUUGAGACGACACUAGCACGGAAACGUUCCGACGCCAGCAGAGGGCCAAGAAGCAGAUUUUCUUUUUGUUGUUGUUUUUUUGGGAAAAAAAUAAUCCUCAAGUCAAGCUCAAUCUCUCCGUCUUCACCCAGAUUUCUUAUCCAGGAAUUUUUUUUUUGAAAAAAGUCACCCCGUUCUAUGUGCACUGUUCUGUCUAUUUCAUUUCAUUUUGUUCUUUUUUUGCUCUUAAAAUAAAAACUAGAAGUGCUUUGCAGCCUUUGGCCAUUGGAAACCCCACUGAAGUGCAUUGUCCCCAAGUGUGUUUGUGAAUCGGUGUGAGUGUGAGAGAGAUAGAAAAUGUGUCAGGGUCACUGUGCUGUUGGUGUUUAUUUGAAUAGGAGACUGUAUAUAAAGGUAAAUAUCCCGAUUGCGUCAAUAGCAGUUGUCCGUGGGGUUGAACUCUGCUUUGGCAGCUUGAGAGUUCGUGUGCAUGUGUGCGUGAGAGUUUGUGAUCGAGUGUUUCUGACACUACACAAUGAGAGAAGAUGAGGGUCUUUCUAUUGAGAAAAAAAAAGCCUGCGGUAGGACAGGAGUUUGUACACUGUAAACUUUGUCGAGAGAUUUUCUCUGAAGCCCUUAUUUGUUAAUCUUCAAUUCUGGGGAAAAAAUGAGUCAGUUCCAUUUUAGGAAAAAAUUAUUUGGGUUUUUGUUUAUUUGUUGUGGAAGCUGGAUUUGAGUUAGAACUCUCCAGGUUUCCCCGAUUAGUAGAAUCUAAAAUGUUUUCAUCAGUUGUUGUAUGUAACGUCGAAAAAUAAAAGCGAGGGGGCUCCAUAAAUAGAAAAACAACAACAAUGAAGGUUUUUUAUUAUUAAUAUUAUUAUUUCUGAACUUGGUUAGUGCUUAGAUAUUUCCAUUUGGGAAACACUUCAUGAAUAUUUUUAAUUGUUGUUCUUUCAUUAGUGUGGCCAUAGCGAGUGUGAUGUGAUUUAUCUCUUUUAUUUUUAUGUUUUAUUUUUUGGAAAUGGGUGUGAAUUUCUUGUCCAACAAGGUCGUGAUGUGAGCGUGUUUCUUGUAGCAGCUGGGAGGUGAUGUCACUUAUCCAGGAUAUAAUAAAAAUGUAAAAAAAAAAAGGCCCCAGAUUGCACCUGACCUUAAAACGAGAAGCAGGGUAGAAUCUGCAGUGACAAACGUCCUCAAUGGAUCUAUCAGAUAUAGUCUUUUUUUUAAAAUUGUCUUUACAGAGGAAAUGUUUCAAGACGAUUGGUGCUAGAUCUCGCCAUAUUUCUGAGUCAACCAGCCAGUGUUGAGCUGUGUGCUUUUGUUCUUCUUGGACUUAAUCUGUAAAAUCAUCACGGCAUCGCUCAUUUUGCACUUUCCACAUGCUAACCGAUGCCUGAUGCGAUGUAGGGAGACCCUCGGUGUACACUACAAAACAAACAUUUCUUUACAGGUGCUCCAGACAUGGUACCUUCCAGCUGAUAGUGUUUUCAGGCUGUGAACACAACCUGCGGAAAAGCUCUUGAAACCGUAAUGAAAUCUGAAUCUGUGUUCCACCCAUCAGCAGAUUCUGACGCUCACAUGUACAUUUUAAAAAGUAUUAUGUCAUUGAUCACCACGAUCACUGAGAAGCAGGAUGACUUUAUGCAAGGAGAACUUGUGGCACUCAUGCAAUAUGUGUGAUUUUUCCUUUUUUUUACCUGAUCACACAUCCUGUAGGGACCGAACGUC